CAUUUACUAAAAGGAAAAGAACACUUUCACCCCCCUCCCCCACCUCUUUCUCUGUCUCUCAAUUUCCAUCUCCACCCUCCUUUUCCCAGUGGACAAAUGUGGAUGUAAAAAUAUUUGAGCAAAUCUUACAUCUGGUUGGCUGUUUACUCCCUUAUAUACUUAUGCAGAAAAUUGUCUCCACUUCCAAAAUGGAAAAGUCUGCUGGGAGCUAAGGAAGCUUUCUUUGGGUCGGUUGUCAGCGUGAAAUGUGUGCCAGGGGUUUAGGGACACCUCGGAGAGACUGAAGACUUUGCUAAAUUUGCACUGGAAACUGAAAGAACUUCAGAACUCCCGUUCCUGAAACAUCCUGCAUAAUCAGCAAUCACACCAUGGAAAAAGAAUCCACCUAUAACCUGACUGCACCUAGUGUGUCUUUGUUACACCAUAAUAUGACCUCAUGUGACUACAUAUCUACCUCCACCUGGCAGUACCAGAAGAAAGUGAUUCCCGCUAUCUACAGCCUCAUUUUCCUACUGGGUUUUCUUGGGAACAUGCUGGUGGUGUGUGUGUUGUUUCACAGUUCAGGCCGAAGGACUGUAGCCAACACGUAUCUGAUGAAUCUAGCCAUGUCAGACUUACUGUUUCUGAGCUCUUUGCCAUUCUGGGCUGUGUACUAUUCGCUGGAUUACAACUGGGUUUUCGGGAAGGUUAUGUGUAAGCUGUGUGGAGGUCUGGUAACGAUAAACGUCUACGCUAGUAUAUUUUUCAUCACCUGUAUGAGUGUUGAUCGAUAUUAUGCCAUCGUCUACCCACUGCACUCUCAGAGCAGUAGGAGCAUAAAUCGGGCCAGAUGUGUUAGCGGCAUUAUUUGGGUCGUGGCGGCUUUGACAACGUUGCCAACAGUUGUGUUCCGUGACAUACACAUUAUUUCCAGUAACAAUGUUACGGCUUGUGUAAUUUAUUUCCCCAGUUCCUGCUGGCAAACCGGUUUAACUCUUGCUAAGAACACCCUCGGAUUCUUCCUGCCAUUUGUCAUCAUUGCAACCUGCUACAGCCGAAUCGCUGUGCACCUUCUGGCCACCCCAAACUACCUGGAGCAAGACUAUACCCGACUGGUCCAUGUUUUGCGAAUGGUGGUCGCUGUGGUGUUGGUGUUUUUCUUUUGCUGGUUUCCAUUCCAUGUCCUGGCGUUCCUCGGAGCUCUGGGAGAGCUGGGUGUGGAGUGGGAUUGUUGGGUGCUUCAAGCGAUCCAUAAACUCCUGCCAUUCUUCAUCUGCCUCGGCUUUUCCAACUCUGCCAUAAACCCUUUCCUGUACUGUUUUGUGGGAAAUCACUUCCAAGAGAAACUGUGGCAGUUUUAUGGGGAUGUGUUGUCACAGAAAAGAGAUUCUAUCAGCACAAGACUGUCUUCCUUCUCCAGGAAACUGAGUGACCUUAAAGAAACUGUGCCUAUGGAGAUUCUUGAGCAGCAGAACAACCUGUAGUGGAAUCUAGUGAAGCUAAAAACUUUUCUUUUUACUAUUAUUAUAACUGCAGAGUCAUGUCAAUGUCAGCCACGUGCAUUUCCAUAAAGAGAUGAUCAGGUCAGAUGUUUUUGUUGGUUGCUAUUAUUGUGGUUGUUUCACUGUGCCUUAUUUCAAAUUAUGCAGCGGCUGUGAUUUAGCACCAACAUUUGGUUACAAAACAACAUGUAGAACUAUAGCCCACA
Carassius carassius (crucian carp) is the source of this 1687-nucleotide messenger RNA. RefSeq names its product type-2 angiotensin II receptor-like. Gene Ontology annotation, cellular component: membrane. Gene Ontology annotation, biological process: immune response; regulation of vasoconstriction; G protein-coupled receptor signaling pathway. Bases 369 to 1463 code for a protein of 364 amino acids. The record is from RefSeq and is a predicted model, not a curated record. The transcript has 2 exons. Gene Ontology annotation, molecular function: angiotensin type II receptor activity. Lineage: Eukaryota; Metazoa; Chordata; Actinopteri; Cypriniformes; Cyprinidae.